UGUUCGUGCCAUAGCGAUUUUUCUCUCAUCAGAGGCGACGAAGACUUGUCCGCACUGAGGGGGAAAUCCUAUAUUCAGUAUCAAAUUUUCCGUUCUUAAUUUGUUUAGGUUUCAAUUUUCCGGCGAUCGUCGGUCGAUUUCUUCUCCGUUCCGGCGAUUUUAUCUUCCUCAUUUCCAGCGAUGUCGAUUAAGACUGUCAAAGUCAGCAAUGUCUCCCUUGGAGCGUCUGAACGAGAUAUCAAGGAGUUCUUUUCCUUUUCUGGUGACAUUGAAUAUCUUGAAAUGCAGAGUGAAACUGAACGGUCUCAAACUGCUUACGUAACAUUUAAGGACGCGCAAGGGGCAGAGACUGCCGUUCUUUUGUCCGGAGCAACUAUAGUGGAUCUUUCUGUCAACAUUACUUUGUGUCCCGAUUAUGAGCUCCCUCCUGAAGCUACCGCACCACCUCCUGCCCCUGGAACUAAACCACCUGGUGCUGCUGAAUCUGCCUUUCGGAAAGCAGAGGAUGUGGUUAGCGGGAUGCUAGCCAAGGGCUUUAUCUUGGGCAAAGAUGCACUCAACUCAGCUAAGGCAUUCGAUGAGAAACACCAGUUAACUUCCACGGCUUCUGCUAAAGUUGCUACAUUGGAUAAAAAAAUUGGGUUCACUGAGAAAAUUAGCGCUGGUACAUCGUUGGUGAGCGACAAAGUUCGGGAAGUAGACCAGAAGUUUCAGGUUUCUGAGAAGACAAAAUCUGCAUUUGCAGUUGCAGAAGAAAAAGUUAGCAAUGCUGGAUCUGCCAUUAUGAAAAACCGAUAUGUAAUGAGCGGGACUAGCUGGGUUGCUGAUACUUUCAAUAAGGUAGCCAAAGCAGCUGGAGAAGUUGGUCAGAAAACAAAAGAGAAAGUUGUGGUGACGGAAGAAGAACAGAAAAAGAAGACGGUUGAAGAUUUUGCUAAGGUUCAUCUCUCGGAAUCACCAAAAGCAGCAUCGGCACCCCCUGAGGAGCCUCAACAACGUCCAAAACCCGAACCAGCUCAAGGUCUGAUCCUCUGAAUUGUUGUGAUGUUUGUUGAUAUCUAUGUGUCCGAAAGUUCUUGUAGCUGUAAUUUGUACUUCCCCUUCAUCUCUGGCAUGGUUAUUAUAUGUUAGGGUGAAAAUAUAGAAUAGAUUUCUUCCUCAAUUAGUGGUCAGACUUUAUUGCAUAAGAUAUCUUCAUUUUUCAUAAUAUAAAAACACAAAUUUUUCCAUGUUGAAAACAGAUUCUGCUCUUUCUACAAUGCUAUAUGUAUCUAUGCAGUUCUGGCUA
Cucumis melo (muskmelon) is the source of this 1288-nucleotide messenger RNA. RefSeq names its product binding partner of ACD11 1. Bases 181 to 1035 code for a protein of 284 amino acids. The record is from RefSeq and is a predicted model, not a curated record. Gene Ontology annotation, molecular function: RNA binding. The transcript is spliced from 5 exons. Lineage: Eukaryota; Viridiplantae; Streptophyta; Magnoliopsida; Cucurbitales; Cucurbitaceae.